Molecule: messenger RNA, 1058 nt
Organism: Populus nigra (black poplar)
Lineage: Eukaryota; Viridiplantae; Streptophyta; Magnoliopsida; Malpighiales; Salicaceae
Product: cold-regulated 413 plasma membrane protein 1-like
Exons: 4
Coding region: 170-817 (215 amino acids)
Cellular component (GO): membrane
Source: RefSeq, a predicted model, not a curated record
UAUUGGAUAUCCACUUGGCACCGAAGCAUGCAAGAACAGACAGCUGUCUUUUAUCUAUCUAAACUCGCAGUACUGAUGUGCCAGUUUUCACUUGGUACACUUCGCGUCUGUCUACUCUUCAAAAGAGCUGUUCUGAUUCUUGAAUUAUAACGGCGUAGGUGGGGGUUAUAUGGUCAACAGAGUGAGAAAAGCUAGAGAGCAAAAGAUGGGAAAGAAAAGUUACUUGGCGAUGAGGAGGGAUCAGGGAAUGGAGAGUAGCUUGCUUGCUUCUGAUUUUCAAGACUUGACUAAUGCUGCUAAGAAGCUAGCUAAUCAUGCUGUCAAGCUUGGUGGGUUAGGAUUUGGUACCACUUUUCUUGAAUGGAUCGCUGCUUUUGCUGCUAUUUAUCUACUGAUCUUGGAUCGAACGAACUGGAAAACCAACAUUCUUACUGGUCUAUUAAUCCCUUACAUUUUCUUUACUCUUCCUUCAAUAUUGUUCAGCCUGCUCAGAGGAGAUGUUGGAAAAUGGAUAGCUUUCGUUGCUGUUAUAUUGCGUCUUUUCUUCCCAAAACGUUUCCCAGAUUGGCUUGAAAUGCCUGGUGCUUUGAUUCUUCUAAUAGUGGUGGCUCCUAGUUUGUUUGCAAGCACGAUAAGGAAUAACUGGAUUGGUGUGUUCAUAUGUCUAGCCAUUGCAUGUUAUUUGCUGCAAGAACAUAUCCGGGCAUCGGGUGGGUUUAGAAACUCCUUCACAAAAGCACAUGGCAUAUCCAACACUGUUGGCAUAAUACUUCUGUUUGUUUAUCCUGCCUGGGCAUUGCUGAUUGAUUUGCUUUAAGCACACCUCAGCAGAUGUGCAUUGUAGCCUUAUUAACAGGCUUUUUAAGUGUUUUUUAGUUGUAUCAUCAAUUCGUUGUGACAUUCAAAUUCGUUGUGACUGAAGUGUUAUCGAGACUGUAUCAUUCAGUUAUCUAUUGGCAUUGCGGUACAAAAUCAAACCGUUUGCUGAACAAACCUUGAAGGAUUCUUGUAUUGCUCUCACCUGUAAUAAAACAAGUUACAUGUCGUGUUCCCUAUAA